Molecule: messenger RNA, 837 nt
Organism: Fonsecaea erecta
Lineage: Eukaryota; Fungi; Ascomycota; Eurotiomycetes; Chaetothyriales; Herpotrichiellaceae
Exons: 4
Coding region: 1-837 (278 amino acids)
Molecular function (GO): oxidoreductase activity, acting on the CH-OH group of donors, NAD or NADP as acceptor
Source: RefSeq, a predicted model, not a curated record
AUGUCGGUGGAGAAUCUGUUUCCAGGAGUCGCCCUGGUGACUGGUGCUGCUCAAGGCAUCGGCGCCGGCGUCGCGAGAGGGUUUGCAUCUGCAGGAUGCCGCCGAAUCGCCAUGACCGACCACAACGCUGCCGCCCUGCACCAGACCGCGGCCGAGAUCGUCAAACUGUACCCAGAGACCCAGAUGCUGGCCAUCCCAGGCGACAUCUCGUCCGAGUCGUUCGUCGAGUCGUUCGUCACGGCGGUCGUCGACAAGUUCGGCCGCCUCGACUACUGCGUCAACAAUGCCGGCAUCAUCGGCCGCAGCGCGGACACGCUCGGCACCACCCCGCAGGACUUUGACGCCGUCAACGCGGUGAAUUACCGGGGCUGUUUCCUCUGCUGUCGUGCAGAGCUUAAGGUCAUGACCCGCCAAGAACCGCUGCCCUCGCAUGAUCCGGACCGCACACCUCAGCGCGGGAGCAUCGUCAACACGGCGAGUCAACUGGGUCUGGUCGGCAGAAAGUGUGCUCCCGCCUACACCGCGUCGAAAGCCGCUGUGAUCGCCCUGACCCGUGCCGACGCGAUUGACUACGCCACGAAGGGGAUCCGCGUGAAUUGCGUCUGCCCGGGGCUCAUCGACACACCCAUGACCCGCGGCGACGAGGAGUUCAACCAGAUCGUGGCCGGCCAGGUGACGUCCACACCCAUCGAGCGCAUGGGGAAAGUGUCCGAGGUGGUUGACUGUGUGCUGUUCCUGUCCUCUACCAAGGCGUCUUUUGUGCUCGGCCAUGCCAUGGUCGUCGAUGGGGGGGUGCACAGUACCAGUACCAAUAUCUUGACGUGUACAGCUGCUUGA